This is a messenger RNA of Arabis nemorensis, 300 nucleotides long. Lineage: Eukaryota; Viridiplantae; Streptophyta; Magnoliopsida; Brassicales; Brassicaceae. The record is from the annotation of a GenBank genome assembly.
AUGCUCUCCGUACUCCGCCGCAAUCUCCAAAACCUUCGCAAGAGCCCUCGCGUGGCUGACGAGAGCGACUUGGCAUCGACUUCCGUUAACAUUAACGGCGGAGGAACAGGAAUAGCUGACGGAAGACGAGACGGGAUUAACGCUGUUAUCAUGCGCUUCCCGUUCUCGAUCAUCUCGUGCUUCGCGGUACCGCGUGUUAACGGGACUGAUGGACUGUGGAUGUCCGGAGAUUAUGCCAGUGGCUCUGAGGUUAACCAUCUCAUGGUUAGUGAUGGCAUGAGAUACGCCAUUUUGAUGUAA